CAGCCCACGUGACCACAUGACAUCCACAUCCACGCGGAAACGCCGUUCAUUUCUGCUCUUCUCAGCGGAAAAACCAUAAACAUUGUCCCCGGGCGUUCAGGUGGAUAUUUAACCGCACACAACGAUGCGACGUCUGGGCUCCGUUCAGCAGAAGAUACCGUGUGUGUUUCUGACGGAGGUGAAGGAAGAACAGUCCAGAAAACGAGAGUGUCAGCAAUUUCAGGUUGUUGCCACUGCAAACGUGAACCCUGUCGCUCUGGAGGCGAACGUCGACUGUGCACUUGCCACAGAAAAACUGGAUGGUACCUGCUGUUAUGUCACAGUUUAUAAAGGGCAGCCUUACCUCUGGGCUCGACUUGACAGGAAACCCAACAAACAAGCAGAGAAGAGGUUCAAAAAGUACCAGCAUUCACACAGGAGCUGUAAAGGAUUCACAUGGAAUGUAGAGGAAGAUUUCAAGACGGUGCCAGAGACAUGGAUCCCAGCUCACAGGGUCAAACAUCACAACGGCCAUCCAGUGCCUGAUGAACACGGACACAUUCCAGGCUGGGUACCAGUGGAGAAGGACAACAAGCAGUACUGUUGGCACUCCUCUGUGGUGGAUUACGAAGUCGGGGUGGCUCUCGUUCUCAGGCCCAGCGCUGACGAUGAGGACAUGCUAGAAAUUGCAGCAGUUCCACUGUCUGAACUCAUGGAACAAACACUGGAGCUCAUUGGAACCAAUGUGAAUGGGAACCCGUACGUACUGGGGAGUAAGAAGCAGCCUGUCCACUGCCUGGUGUCUCACGGGAGUGUUAAAAUCAGAAACCCUCCACCGGUGGACUUCCAGCAGCUGUGCUCCUGGUUCCAGGAGAGUCCAGAGGGACGAGUCGAAGGCAUCGUCUGGCACUGCAACGACGGCACGCUCAUUAAGGUUCAUCGUCAUCACCUGGGACUGAGGUGGCCAGAUGGGGAAUCCUGUUUCGGUAACAAGUCGGUCAUCAUUCGUGUCGACGGGACAGCUGAGUACAAAAACACUAAGGACUUGUUCACGUCUUUCUCCACACUAAAUGGACACUGCUUCAGCCGGCUUCAGGACAUCCAGUUUGACCCAUAAAACAAGUGAGAUUAAACAUUCCCUUUCCAAAGCCUCUGCUGUCACCCUGUAGCUACCAGAUAUUUUCACCUGUAAUUCCAGAUGAGUGAUUUUAAAGUCACUGUUUAAUGCACUUAAUUUCUCUGUGGAAACUAACAAAGUACACAGAACUACAGGUUUUCUAUGAAGUCUUAAUCAGAGUGGUUUACAAUGAGGACAUAGACUAAAGACUAAAGAGGCUCAGAACUGUGUCUUUCUGGUUGUGGGGAGGUCAAACCUUCACCACCAAACAGGAAUAGUGGAUUGAAUUAAAGGCUGAAGACAGUUUGCCAUUUGCUUUUCAGAUCUAUGUACAGCUUUAAGGCAUAUUCACAUUACAGUAAUAAACAGUGACAAUCCUGCAAGCUGCAUUGCUGAGGCCAAUCAGUUACUGUACAGUUCUGGAGAGUCAGAUCAUCACAGCUCAGAUCAAAGUUACAAACAAAUUUGAACCUGAACAAAAUCAUGAAUGAAGCACAGACAAAAGCUGCAGUACUGUGAAUAUGCCUUUAGUGAAAAAACUGACGACAAUUAAAGUUGCUUAAUUGUUCUUAAUUAAUAUACUGUAAACACUGUAUGUUAGAAGUACUUCACUGCUAAGUGAGGAAUAAAUGGCGAGUAUAUAAACAUUUCUUUUUAACCAUCUGA
This is a messenger RNA of Lates calcarifer (barramundi perch), 1762 nucleotides long. RefSeq names its product linkage group 10 C12orf29 homolog (gene rlig1). The record is from RefSeq and is a predicted model, not a curated record. The transcript is spliced from 7 exons. Bases 125 to 1096 code for a protein of 323 amino acids. Gene Ontology annotation, molecular function: RNA ligase (ATP) activity. NCBI's taxonomy places the organism in Eukaryota, Metazoa, Chordata, Actinopteri, Centropomidae. Gene Ontology annotation, biological process: response to reactive oxygen species.